This is a messenger RNA of Myripristis murdjan (pinecone soldierfish), 1329 nucleotides long. RefSeq names its product ISG15 ubiquitin like modifier (gene isg15). Bases 638 to 1105 code for a protein of 155 amino acids. Lineage: Eukaryota; Metazoa; Chordata; Actinopteri; Holocentriformes; Holocentridae. The transcript has 2 exons. The record is from RefSeq and is a predicted model, not a curated record. Gene Ontology annotation, molecular function: protein binding.
GUAGUGCAACCCGUGACACAAGAAUGACGUAACGUUUAGAGUCCAAUGGCGCAUUUUAAUUUAGUUUUCAUGAAGCUUAAUAUGUAAUAUGGUAUAGUAUAAAUGUGGUAUUAUUAAGCCGGCGGUCUAUCACCAUGACUGAGCACACAAAGUUACUUUUGACAGCAUUUUGUUCACUUUUAGGAAAUCCUGCAUCCCGGUGCAUUACAUUGAAGUGUACCUGGACAGUCCUGAUGUUAGACUGUGCGCUCUUUGGUGUUCCUUGUAAAUCUAAUAAGAGGGAUAUGUGGCUCACCUCAAAAUGACAGCCUUCAUCGUCCUAUUAUUUUUCCCGAUGGUCCAUCUUACAUCACUUUUAAAAAGGGGAAGGCCACACAUUAGCUAUAACCAAAACUUUCCUGCAGCUUUGUGCGCAGUCAUGUUUGGAGAAUGGAAACCGAAAGUGUGAUAAUGUGGAGAAACGAAUCUUACACGGAGUGGGCGGGGUGGCACGCUCAGCUGUAUAAAAUACCAGCGAGAAACCAGAGGACGGCACAAGUGUGAGCAUCUCUUGCUGCCUCCAGUCGGACCAAGUUCAACAGAGGAAACCAUUGUUUUGACGAUUUCAAGAACAGACGGCAAGGAAUUAACCUAAAGCAUGGAUCUAAUCAUCACUAUGCUGAACGGGGAGUCCCAGCCCGUGAGUGUGCAGCCGGACACCACCGUGCAGUCUCUCAAAGUCCUCAUCCACCAGCUGCUCCGAGUGCCUCCGGGGGAGCAGAGGCUGCUCUAUGAAAAUGGCCAGAAGAUCAGCCUCAGUGAUGACUCCAAGACUCUCACCUCGUACGGCCUGCGAGCCGGAUCCAAAGUGUGGGUGCUGAGAACUGAGGCAUCCGUGUUCCAGGUGUUCCUCAAAAACGAGAAAGGCCAGAUCAGCACACACAACAUCACAGCGGCGGAGACGGUGGACGACUUCAAGAAAAAGGUGAAGGCCAGGGAGGGGGUGCCUGUGGACCAGCAGAGGCUGAUCUACGAGGGCCGGCAGAUGGACAACGGCAAGCUGACGGACUACAACGUCCGAGAGGGAAGCACCAUCUACCUGACGCUGCGUCUCAGAGGAGGCUGAGGAGGUUACCUGGAUGACGUCACGAGACAUUAUUCAUUUAUCUAUUAACAUAAUGCAAAAUAAGAUAUUAAUUUAUUUUUAUUAUGGCUUUUUUUUUUUUUUUUUAGAAUGCAAUGCAUGGCUUGGGGUUUUUACAAAGUGAGAGUUUGUAAUUCUUUUAGUCUUGAAAAAAAAAAUUGUUUUGGCAAUCGACAAUAUGUUAUGAUAUUGUUACACAAAUAAAA